Messenger RNA from Myotis daubentonii (Daubenton's bat), 327 nucleotides. RefSeq names its product guanine nucleotide-binding protein G(I)/G(S)/G(O) subunit gamma-5-like. The coding region runs from base 64 to 267 and encodes 67 amino acids. NCBI's taxonomy places the organism in Eukaryota, Metazoa, Chordata, Mammalia, Chiroptera, Vespertilionidae. The transcript has a single exon. The record is from RefSeq and is a predicted model, not a curated record.
CUGUCUGGACCCCGUGGACUCGCGACCCGCUACCGACCAAUCUGCCCGGCACUCGCGUGCACCAUGUCUGGUUCCUCGAGCGUCACCGCUAUGAAGAAGGUGGUCCAACAGCUCCUGCUGGAGGCCGGGCUCAACCGCGUGGUUUCCCAGGCAGCCGCAGAUUUGAAACAAUUCUGUCUGCAGAAUUCUCAACAUGACCCCCUGUUGACUGGAGUACCUUCAAGUACCAGUCCCUUCAGACCCCAGAAAGCUUGUUUCUUUUUGUAGUAGAAUGAAUUUUGAAGGUAUUCUAAACCACUUUUCUUGAACCGGCGAAUGUUCAAAGAG